Galendromus occidentalis (western predatory mite) is the source of this 954-nucleotide messenger RNA. RefSeq names its product serine/threonine-protein phosphatase alpha-3 isoform-like. The record is from RefSeq and is a predicted model, not a curated record. Gene Ontology annotation, molecular function: protein serine/threonine phosphatase activity. Gene Ontology annotation, cellular component: nucleus; cytoplasm. The transcript is spliced from 2 exons. Lineage: Eukaryota; Metazoa; Arthropoda; Arachnida; Mesostigmata; Phytoseiidae. Bases 1 to 954 code for a protein of 317 amino acids.
AUGACCAAUGAAGAACUGGAUCUCGAUGGAAUUUUACGCAGGCUACUUGAACUCCGGGCCCCUCAGGGGAAACUCAAAGACUUCCGCUUCACAGCUCAAGAGUGUACUUAUGUCGCCGAUAAGGCGCGUGCAAUUUUCGCGAGCGAGCCUAUCAUGGCCGAUCUCGAGCCCCCGCUGACCAUCUGCGGCGACAUACACGGACAAUUUCGCGAUUUGCUGCGCAUCAUCGCCGAGGACAGAAUGCCCCCAUACAGGAACUAUUUGUUCCUCGGUGACUACGUGGACCGAGGUCAACAGUCGCUGGAAGUUCUACUCUUCCUUUACGUCUUGAAGAUCAAGUACCCAGCUAAUAUGUUCCUCUUGCGUGGCAAUCACGAAUCGAUCAGGCUUAACUCGGCCUAUGGUUUCCUAAGUGAGUGCCAGGCCCGUUCAACAACCGAAGUGUUCCGAAAAUUCAACGACUCUUUCGCUUACAUGCCCCUGGUCGCGAUCGUCGGACGGAAAAUGUUCUGCUGUCACGGAGGAAUCCCAAAAGGCCUUUUAAACCUCAGCCAGAUCCGAAAAAUCAAGAGACCGCUCACGGAAAUAGCGGACGAUAGCAUCGAAUGCGAUCUCCUCUGGGCCGAUCCUGGUAAAACAGAUGGCUGGACAGAGAACGAACGGGGGGUGUCUUGGUGUUUUGGGGAAAAACAGCUGAAUGAUUUUCUGGACAAAUUCGGUUUCGACGUUCUUGUACGUGGGCACGAGGUCGUUCGCAACGGCUACGAGUUUUUCGGAAAUCGUCGCUGCGUGACCUUGUUUUCAGCCGCCAAUUACUGUAACGAGUUUCCUAAUUCAAUAGGAAUCAUGCACGUCGGAAAAGAUCUCUUGUGCUCAUUCUCGGUUCUCAAGCCUCAUAGAGUACCUCCGGGACCGGAUCCUUUUAGGAAACCACGGAGCAAGAAAAACCUGUGA